Kwoniella shivajii is the source of this 1281-nucleotide messenger RNA. RefSeq lists its product as uncharacterized. Gene Ontology annotation, molecular function: phosphoric diester hydrolase activity. The transcript has 6 exons. The record is from RefSeq and is a predicted model, not a curated record. Gene Ontology annotation, biological process: lipid metabolic process. Lineage: Eukaryota; Fungi; Basidiomycota; Tremellomycetes; Tremellales; Cryptococcaceae. Bases 1 to 1281 code for a protein of 426 amino acids.
AUGGAAGUCGUAGCUCCCAAUAUCAUACUCGUCUCGGCGAACAUCACUUCCAAUCAUCCAAGAGACUUCCAGAUCCACUCGGUUCAAUUUCAAACCCUCAAGCACGGUCGAUUCAUUCUAACUGUCCCUACACCUGAUGAAGCUGGCACAGUUGAUAUUACAUUCCACUCUGCGUUCAAUGAAAAAGACAUUGGUAAACUAUCACUGAAGUGUCGGCCAAGCAAAUCUCUGAAAACACGAGGAUGGAAGAGAAUCAAAGUCAAUGAAGGGAGUUUCUCCGCUUACCGACUAUAUCGACACAGCAAUGAUUCCAUUGGCGACUCCUUGAUAAUACUGGAGAAGCCAGAUACUGCUAAUUUCUUAUCUCGUAUCCCCGACAAUACACACUUAGGGGACAUCACUUUGCCUGGUACUCAUGAAUCGUGUGCUUUAUAUGGAUUUCCAAUAUCGCAAUGUCAGCAACCUAGUACGCCUAUCGAACAGCAGUUAUUUGAUGGAGUGAGAUUCUUGGACGUUAGACUGAGAGUAGUUGAUGAUGAGCUACUGAUGUAUCACGGACCUCGACCUCAACGAUCCAGUCUCACUCUCCUUCUGAGAGUUUUACAUGAUUUCCUCGGAUCGCAUCCAAGCGAAACAAUCAUAUUAUCUAUCAAAGAAGAAACUCCACCUUGGCAUCCUCAUUUCUCCCAGAUUCUCUAUAAAGCUUUUGAGCCAUUCCUAGAUAGAUGGUUUCUUGAAGAACGUAUACCGACAUUAGGGGAAGUCAGAGGGAAAGGGAUGUUGUUAACUAGAUUCGACAAGGAUAAAGAUGGGAAUGGAUUAUGGGAGAAAGGAAUGGGUAUACAUCCUUCUACUUGGCCAGAUUCGAGGAAAGAUGGCUUUGAAUGGGAAUGUAAUGGUACUACAGUAAGAACACAGGAUUGGUAUCGGGUACAUACUUUUCUUGAGAUACCAGAGAAAUUAGAUGCGAUAACAUCGCAUCUUUUACCUACCCUUCGUCCUCCUGUACUUUCAACAUUCACUCUUUCGUACUUGUCAGCUUCUUUUUUCCCUUUAUCUUUUCCCACAGUAAUAGCGAAAGGAUUCGGUUUCCCUGCCUGGGGUUUAGGGGUGGAAGGCAUAAACUCAAGAAUGUGUGAAUGGAUAUUGGAACGUGUAGUAAAUCGAGAGAAAGUGAGAGCUUGCUUGGCUAUUGACUUCUACAGACAAUGUGCAGGAGAUGCCGGGUUAGCAGAACUACUGGUCCAAAUGAAUUUUAUAGAUCACGAGCAAUAUACAUGA